UGGUAGCUAACUAAUGAAAAUUGAAAAUGGCUAAUUGUCAGACGUGCCGUAGGUGAGCAAUUCUAAAAUGUUGGUUAAAAUGUUUAAAUAAUUGGUUGUGAAUCAUGAAGAAUGGUGCAGUGAUUAGUGGUAAUCGUUUGUUCACAUUAAAGUAACAUAAUUUCAACAAGUUUUUUCAACGCAAUGGUCAAAUAAUCAGUUCCCACUGUGAUGAGCAAUAGGAAUCGUCUUUACAAGAACUGGCGAACCCUAGUGAUUAUAUUGCUACACUAGUGGACGAGGUUGAGUUUCAUCGGGGAUUAUGGCUUCUGGUGCGUCUUCCUUGGACAGUGCUGGUAGCAGUGAUGGAGCUCUCAAUAUGGAGAGGGAUAGCGGAGGCUACGGCGGUGUCGGAAGUCCUGUUCGGGGCCUUGAAUGUCGGGACUAUGACGGUUUACAGAAUCAAUGCGAGCAAGCAAUGCAUCAACUUCAACUCCUUAGACAUAAGCACAACGAAACUAUUCGACGGUAUGAGCAUACUAUGAAAGAAUUGGAAUACUAUCGAACACAGCAUAGAGCAGCCAUGAAUCAAUUGGAAGCAAAUUCACAGGAGAGUUCAGCUCUUCGUGGCAAGUACGGUGAACUUAUUAAUGAUAAUCAACGUCUCGAUCGUGAGGUACAGGGUUUACAAAAAGAAGUUUCGGAAUUAAGAUUAAAAAAUCAGGAAGUCCUUGUCGCUGAUGGAAGUAAUAGCGAUAGUAUAAAUCAACAUUAUAUAUCGACACUACGUAAAUAUGAGGCCGUCAAGGAUGAGAACGAUGCCCUGAGAAAACGAUACGAUGACCUCGUAUCAUCUCAUUCUGACGUUGUAAAUCAGCUGGAAUUGGUACAAGAAGAGGUUGCAAGACUGAGAACACAAAAUGAAGAAGUUGUUCAGGAGAGAAAUACUGUUGUUAGAGAACGAAAUGGAUUUAAACAACAGUGUACGGCGGCAAUUCGUCAAUGGGAUAUUGCAUUACGUCAGAAAAAAGAAUAUCAGGAAGCGCUUGCAAAAACACAACAACAACAUGAGGAAGCUGUGAAGGAAAUUAAUAAUGCAAUGAUACAUCGUAUGAAGACAAGUAAAGAUAUGAAACGUUUAACAGAGGAAAGAAAUGCAGCGUUACAAGAAUAUAGUUUAAUUAUGGGCGAGAGAGACACGGUGCAUAAGGAAAUUGAAAAACUAGGCGAGGAUCUUGCACAAGCGAGAUCGCACAUCACGCAUUUGGAAAAUCAAAAUAAACAACUCGUUGAUGAAAAGAAGACACUUUCCUAUCAAAUUGAAACAUUACAACGAGAGAUCUCAUCGGCUUUACAUGAUCGUGAUGAGGCUUUAAAAGAAUGCAACGAAUUACGACAGAAAUUUGGCGAUUUCUCCGAGAGUGCAAAUCGUGAUUAUAAAAAUCGUUUGGAACUUCAUUCCUAUAGUCGUGAGAAGGACAAUGCAAAUAAGGAAGUUGAAAAAGAUACAAGUACACGUGAUUAUGCGAAAAGAGAAAAAGAACGUAUGGUUAAUUUAGAUCAAGCAAAUCUUGAAUUAGAUAAAUUGCGUAAAUUUGUCGAUACAUUGCAAGCGGAUCUUGAGGAAGCUGUACAAGAAGCUGAGGUAUCGAAAAGAAGACGCGAUUGGGCUUUCAGUGAACGUGAUAAAAUUGUCCUUGAACGUGAAAGUAUAAGAUCACUUUGUGAUGUACGACAAAAGGAGCGUGAUCAAGCAGUUUCUGAAUUGGCGAGUGCAUUAAAAGAUUCUGAUAAUAUUAAAAAGCAAAGAAAUGAAAUUUUAAAAGAAUUAAAAGAUUUAAAGGAGAAAAUUGAAUCGGGUGAUCAUUUAUUAAGAACAAGUGGUAUUGAAACGGAAGUUAAUGAAUGGGAUGUAUUGACAAUUCAUCAUGAUCUUGGAAGGCUUUGCUUUGAUUCGGAUCGUGAUUUAGGUUUGGUGCUUGUUGGCGGAAGGGAGAAUCCACAUUAUCCAAAUGAUACUGGAGUUUAUGUGGCGCAAGUAAUACAGGGUAGUGUAAUGGAUGGAAAAUUGAGAGUCAAUGAUUGUAUAAUGAGAGUGAAUAACGUUGAUUGUACUUCUGUAUCGACGAGAAUGGUUUUGGAAACAUUACGCUCGUCAACUGUUGGUCCCGCUACGUUGACUGUUCGAAGAAGAAGAAUGAAUCGUCGAGCAUUGAGAACAACACAAUUGCCAGUUGGUUCCGUACCACAUGGAAUUAAUCUCGAGACUGGGAUUUACAUUUCAAAAAUUUCGCCCGGAAGUUUAGCGGCAAAGGACGGAUAUCUUGCAGUUGGCGAUCGGGUCUUGAACAUAAAUAGCAAACCGAUGGAUAAUGUAACUUCAUCGCACGAGGCAAUGGCGAUUUUAAAUGACAAUUCCUCGGAUGUGCUGACAAUUACGACACUUAAGGGAAUUCCAUUGCCAACAGUAACAAGUUCUGAUUCGAUGCCCCUUGAUGGGAGUUUUAGUCCGGAGAAACAAAAAAUGGUGAAUAGUUGUUCACAAACGGAACAUGAGCGUCUAAUGUUGAAAACAAGUUCCGAUGAUUAUGAUCGUCGCUACAUUGCCUCGAAUUUUGGCGAUCGAACUGUUUAUAAAGUGUCAAAAUCGGUAAGCGGAGAGAAGGCAAGUGGAAUUAGUAACGCUUGGGAUAAUAUAAGGGAGAAAAUUGACAUUGUUCGAGGACGACGACACAGUAAGGAUCGUGAGGAAAAGAAAAAACGUCAUCGUAAUUCGAGUCCGAGUACAUUUGAACAGGAACAGGACGCAAUAGCGGAACUCGAUUCAGUGAUUGAGAGUUAUCAUAAAAAAGCAAAUAAUGGAGUAUUAAAACGAAGUAAACGUCGAGGCGGUGCUGAGAAAGCGGAGAAAAAUGGCGGUACAUGGCCAAAAGCACGUGGUGGACCUCUAUUGCAAAAUGGAACGGGAACAAUACUCCAUCCACGUAAAACAAAGGAACGUCUACCACUCAGCGUUCUUCUAAAUCAACCACCCAAGUACGAGAGUUAUAAUUACAAUAGGAUCUCAAACCCCAUUCCUUUGACUAAUUUUUCCAAUGCCAGUAAUCGGCAUACUGUUUUUAUUUCGGAUACCAGUAAAUCAGGUCAUCAGCUCUUCAGUCAAAAAUCCUUUACGCCCGGUGUUCAAUUCAAGGAUACAAAGGAGAAAAAAUUAAGUGAAUUCGAUUUGGGAUCAACGUUAGCGCCAUCGGAGACGAGCAUUGAUUUUUCAGUGAAAUCAAGCAAGGAUUUGGAUUAUUAUGCAAAGAAACGUACGGCAAAAUAUUUGCCAAACGAUGGAACAACAGAAUCAAUGCAUAAUCGUGCACAUUCACAACUUUAUAGUGGUAUCAUGGGAACUGGUUCAUCAUCAUCAUCAACAACUGGACCACGACAACAAUUAGCUGGUAGUAAUUUUUCAUAUCCACCUUAUACGCAUCCACAUCCACAAAAUUCAUUAUUCUCACGUUAUCCAUCACCACCAUCAUUACCCUCGGCACAAUCGGGUGAGUCUAUUGGCCUUCCCGAUGCACGUUCUUUUUGUUUUGAACCACCUUAUAGUCCUCAACCGCAAUCUGGUUUUGGACAACAUUUAUAUACACCAUCGGCUGAUCUUCAUUGUCAUAAAAGUAAUAAAACACAUCCAUAUGAUGUUACACCGUCUUCUUAUACACAUGGCUAUGAGGGCGGUACAUUUCCAAGAAAAAAGGAAAAUCAACGUUUUCGAAUACCAUCGAAUCCAAGUGUGACGCCAAAAAAUAGUAUUGGUAAAUUAUCAACGGGUAGUAUUGAAAGAACAUCAGAGAGAGGAAGUCCAAUGCCAACAUUUCAUGUUGAGGUAUUGAGUCCAGGAACAGGUGGUGGUAGUGGUGAAUUAAGAAGGGUUUAUAUUGAUAAAUCAGUCGAACCACUUGGUAUUCAAAUCUCAUGUUUGGAUGGUGGUGGAGUUUUUGUAUCAACUGUUUCUGAACAUAGUUUAGCGUCACGCGUUGGAUUACAAAUUGGCGAUCAAUUAUUGGAAGUCUGUGGAAUUAAUAUGAGAAGUGCUACUUAUCAAUUGGCAGCUAAUGUCUUGAGACAAUGUGGUAAUUCAAUAACGAUGCUGGUCCAGUAUAGUCCUGAAAAAUUCAAUGAACAAGAUGGUUCAGCAUCGUCAAGUUCAUCGGAAGCGGGUGGCGAAGAAGCUGGCAGUCGUAGUGGAUCACCAACACCAUGCAAUAGUCCGGAAGCACCUAGAAAAACAACGAGCGAACCAUUAGAAUCAUCAGAACCUGAACGUGAUGGUUCAUCAUCAUUGAAUACAAUGCGAAGUGAUCGCGAUAGAGAACGUGAACGUGAAGUUCGUGCAUCAGCAUCGUUAGACGUGAGAAAUACACAGGAUCGUGAUCGUGAAAUUCGUAGUUCAGCGUCGCUUGAUAUUAAUAUUAGAAAGCCAGAAUUAAGAAAUUCGGCAACACUUGAAAAUAUGAGAAAUUCAGCGACAUUAGAUUCGUUGCGAAGUGCAACGGGUACAUUGACACGUGCACAAAUUAAUCAAGCCGCAACAACAUUGCAACGACAAAAUGCAACAGUUCGUAGUCCAACGCAAGAGGAUCAAACGCAAAAAGCAACAGUGCCACCAAGUGAACCGCGUUAUUUAUUCAUUGAAACGAGAAAAUGUUCCAAUUUAGGAAUAUCGCUCGUUGGUGGUAAUGGAGUUGGAAUAUUUGUUCAUUCCGUUCAACCGGGAUGUUUAGCGGAAAAAUCGGGAUUAAGAACUGGUGAUCGUAUACUUGAAUAUAAUGGUGUUGAUUUAAGGCAAGCGACUGCUGAACAAGCUGCAUUGGAAUUGGCAAGACCCACUGAUAAAGUGACAUUAAUUGCACAAUUUAUACCCGAGAGAUAUAAUGAAGUUAAGGAUAAACCUGGUGAUAGUUUCUAUGUGAAGGCAAUGUUCGAUCGUACCGGUGAUGUUGGCGAUAGUUUACAAUUGAGAUUCAAUAAAGAUGAUAUUUUAUAUGUUGAUAAUACAAUGUUUAAUGGAACGCCUGGACACUGGAGAGCUUGGCUUGUUGAUCAAACUGGAAGACGACAAACCUGCGGCAUCAUUCCCAGUAAAUAUAAAGUUGAGGAGGAAAUGCUUUUGAGAAGAUCACUUGGUGAUUUGGAAACUGACGCCGGAAGGAGAGGAACAACAAGUGCUAGGCGCAGUUUCUUCCGUAGAAAAAAGCAGCAUCAACGAUCUUCCAGCAGAGAUAGCAAGGAACUUUCGCAGCUUACAGGCGUCAAUAUGGGAUGGUACAGUGACAGUGGAACGCUCAAUGAGGAAAAUUUACCAGCCAGUUAUCAACGAGUUGAACGACUUGACUAUCCAGCUUUGAGACCAAUUUUAAUAAUUGGUCCAUUCAGUGAAUGCGUUCUGGGAAGACUGCUUCAGGAGUUUCCGGGACAAUUCACCAGAUGUCUACCGGAAGCAAUGCAUUGUUCGCAAGCAACUCUCGAGCAAGGAUUGCGAGAUUCUCUGUAUGUUGAUUACAGAAAGAAAGGUAGUUACUUCGAAUGCACAACUGUUCAGGCAGUGAAGGACAUUUGCGAAAAGAAUUCGCACUGUCUUUUGGAUAUAUCAAUUGCCUCAAUUGAAAGACUUCAUAGGCAUCAAAUAUAUCCUAUCGUUCUAUUGAUUAAAUUCAAGAGCACAAAGCAAAUAAAGGAGGUGAAAGAUUCGAGGUAUCCUGGCGAAAAAGUUAGCGCCAAGGCAGCUAAGGAGAUGUACGAACAAGCACUCAAAUCAGAGGCCGAAUAUCGAUUUUUCAUCUCAUCAAUAAUUCCUGCUGGAGUUAGUGUCGCAUAUAUCGUAACGCAGAUAAAAGCAGCCGUCGACGACGAGCAAAGCAAAGCAUUAUGGGUACCUCGAGGGCCUCCCUGACAUUUAAGGGGGGGUCCCAACAAACCGCAGUGGAAAUCAAUCUAAUUCCAUCGGGGGACCCUUUCGUCUCAACUAUGCGUACAAUUCUUAAAGAAAAAAAAAAAAAAAUAUUUUUAUUUAUGGUCUCGAGCCAAUUUAUUCUCAGAGCAAAAGAAAGUUUUUUAUUCUUCAUCAAAAAGAAUUCUUGCUCGGGUAUAAACAAAUCUCGUUGGUUGUGAUUUCAGGAUUUUUCAUUUUUUUUACAUUUUCUUCAAUUUUUUCUUUUUCUUUUUUGUCCCCCUAUUAGAUAGAAUUUUAUUUUCUUCAUAUUUCUAAUCACGAUGGCAGUAUUCUGCAUCUUCUUCUUUUUUUUCGUUUCUCUCAUUUUUCUUUUUCUAUUUCUCGUUUUUUUUUUUUUUUUUAUUAUUCAUAAUUGUUUUGAAAAUUUCUUUGCCAUCUUUUUCUACUUGUCGUUUUUUUUAUUAUUCAUAAUUGUUUUGAAAAUUUUUUUCGCCAUCUUCUAUUAAGUCUCAAAAGGGGGAGAUUAAAAAAAGAAACACAAUAAUAGCUUAGUGAGAAAAAAAAAAAAAAAAAAAAUAGAAGCAGUCUGUGAAAAUUUCAAAGAGACCAUAAAAAGUGAGCGACUGUAUCUAAAUGAAAAAUUUAUCGAGAGUAAUUUGUUACAUUGUUGUUAAGACUUGUUGUUAUAAAAAAAAAGAAAAAAAGAUACAGUCUGACAUUUAAUAGAGGUAGAAAAAAAAUUAUUCAUUUGGAAUAGAUUUUUUUUUUAGACGUAUAGAGCGACGGAAUUGCUGGAAUUGAUUUUUUUGACACUCGGUUUUUUCUGUAAAUAUUGUGUAUGUAGACAUCGUUAACGCGACUAACAAAAAAUAUUAUUAUUAUUAUUAUUAUUAUUAUUAUUAUUAUAUUAUUGAUGAUUUAGGGAAGAAUUCGCCGCUUUUGUACAGAUUAUCGAUUUAAAAAGGGGAUUUUUUUUAACCCCCUCGCCUUUAAUCGUAUUUAUAAAUACACAUACGGGGAUUUUGAAUGUGCUUAUAAAAAGCGCUCCUCAAUGGUGCAAGAGUAACGUAAAUACGUAUUUAAUAUGAUAAGAAUUGUUUUUUAUUACCGUUCUUUACGGUACUUGUUACACUGUUAUAUCGAAGAGCCUACCAAAAAAAAAAAAAAAAAAAAAAAUCUUUUUUUUUUAAAGAAAGUUUCCUUAAUCACUGAUCUGCUUAGAAGUCAACAAAUCAAAUUUUUUUUUGUUGGCAAAUUUCUUUUUCAAUUUAUUGACACUUCUGUAUUGUAUUUAUUUUUUUGCAUUUGAAAAAAAACCGAUGUAUUUUUUCUUUAUAUGAUCUCAAGAAAGUAUUUUUUUUUUUUUUUUUUUUAUUCAGUGAUUGAGGUAAACUUUUGGGUAGUGCGACUCGUAAUUGUCGAGAUUGUGAAUUUUUUCAUCGUCAAAUUGAGUUUUCUAUCUAAAAAAAGAAAAAGGAAAAAAAAAACAAUAAUAUAUAGGCGUAAGUUACAUACUAGAGACCAAAAAUUAAAAGAAUAUUGAUAUUUAAUUAAUGGAGUUAGGGGGAGGGGGGGUUCUAUAAUUAUUAAUUUAAUUUUCAUAGGCAAAUGAGGACGAGAUUAUUAGAAAUUUAGUCUUUUUUUUUCCUUUUGUUUCUUACGAUUUUGGGUUGAGAAAUUUUUUUUUUUUUUUUUUAAUCUCGUCACUAACACGAGAUUUAAUCGAAGUUAACUUACACAUUAUUAUUGGUUUCGAGAAUGUUUUACUUGACCGGAAAUUAUGAACAUUUUUUAACAAAUUUAAGAUUAAAAUUAAUUUUGUCACAAAAAUUUGGAAUUUUUUUUUUGAAUUUAAUUAUUCAAUUAGUAUUAUUUAUAAUUAUUUAUAAUCAUACAAUUUUUAAGUAUAAAAAUAUUUAUAAAAUAUUGAAAUUAGGGAAUGGAACAAAUUUUCUCUUAAAUUUUAAUUUAACGAGACGAAAAGAAAAUUUUAGAUUAAAUAAUGUUAAAUUGAAUUUUAUUGUAUACCUACGAUUUAUAAUGUUUUUUCUCUCAUUGUAAAAGAAAAUUAGAAUUUGUUGUGUUUUUUUCCGAGUUUAGUAAACAUUCUGUGAAACUGUUUUUUUUUUUUUUUUUUUUUUUUUAAACAAAAUAUUAGAAACGUGAUAAAUGAGAAUUUUUUAAUCACAUCGCUGUGAUAAAAGUUAUAAUACUUGAUGACAUAUCAUCUUUAAAAAUCGGACCAUACUCACUUAUUAUCGGCAUCGUAUAUAUACAGACACAAAAUACAUUAUAGUAUGUGUAAAUAAACACACAUAUAUAUAUAUAUAUUUAUUGAUUAAUAUAAUUAAUGUGCGUGAUUAUUGUUUUAAAUUUUAAUUUUUCAGUUAUUUGCAAUUUUGAGGAUUUUUAAUGAUCGAUUGAUUUAUUACAAUUUUUUUUUUAUUAUGAAAAUUAAUGUAAUUUAUUGAUUAACAUGUUUUUUAAUUUAUUAAUUAUUUAUUAAAUUAUUAUUUUAAAAAUUUUAUAAAUUAUUUCAAUGAAAAUAUUUUUCAAAAAGAUAUUUGUUGAUUUUUUUUUAUUUGUGAAUUACAAUUUUGCUAAUAUUAAUUAUUAAUUAUUAAUUAGCAAUAAGCAAAAAUUCAUGAAAAACCUGAAAGUAAAAAAAAGCAUAAUUUGUGUUAAUUAUGGAAUAAAAUAAAAAUACAAGAAAAAGUGUUGUCAAUAAUAUAUUAAUAAACUGAAUUAAUUCAAUAAUUAAUUUACCAAAUGUACCGUAGCUUUUAAUAUUUUUACAAAUCGUUCGUUAUAAAUUCUGUAAAUCGAAUAAAUGAAAUAAUUCGAAUUUCAACGAUAAUUAUGCGCCUUAAUUAAUAUUGUAAACGAGACGAGUCAAAGGAGAAUCCAUUUUAUAUAUAUAUAUAUAUUUAUUGGAAUUUAAUUAAAAAUUAAAUUCGACGAGGAAUUUUUAUUGUUUUAAAAUCAGGAAACUUGUUUGACACGCCUUGUGUAUAUAUGAAAAUAGUUAUAUAAAUAUAUAUAAAAUAUACUUAGUGACGCACUUUUGAUAUUCUGCAUCAAGCACGAUUUUAAUUUUUUUUUUCUUUUUUUUUUUUUUAAAUAAGAAAAGAACAGAAAACAGUUAAGUUAAAUGUUACGAUAAUUUAUAUCGACCUUAAAAAAAACUCAAUUUAGCAUAUAAAAGCCAGGUGCAUUCAUCUCGACUUAAAAGAAAAAAAAAAAAAAAAAAAAAAAAAAAAUGACUAUUAUUACGAUGAUCAUUAAAGCGUAAAUGGUGAUAUACUGCGUAGCUAAGAAGCGGAAACGUAGAUUACGUUUUAUUGAUCCACGUUUAGGAUUCUAAUGAAUUUUACUUUUUUAUUAUUAUUAUUUUUUUUUUUCAUUUUUUAGAGUCCGACUUGGGAUCGUUAUGACGGAAAUCACGACUAGUCUUCGAAUAGUAUUCUACAAUUUACAAUAUGUUUCUUCUUUUUUCAUGUUUUUUCUCACUUUUAUUCCGUGAUUCUAUAAUGCUCUCAUUAUUCUCUUCUAUUUCUUCUUAUUCUUCUUCUAUGUAUAUUCUUCUCUGGUUGGUGUUUUCGGGUUUUUCUUCAAAUUUCUCUUGGUGGAUCACAAUUUUCCGCCUCUCAAUUUCUCUUGUUGUAGUUUUAUAGACAGAAAUAUUGUAAUUGGUGUAGGUUUCUUCAAAAAAAAAAAAUAUCUUUAAAAUUCUUGAAAAUAUUCUGGAUUUUAUUUUUACUUAAUUUUUCCUUGUUGAAAAUUCAAAUUAUUCAAUUAAAAUUUAAUUUUAAAUUUACAUUAAAUAAUUUAAAUUUAAUUUAUUAUGAGAAAUAUUCAAAAUUAAUAUCAAUCAUUUUUAUGGCGUUAAACGAAACUUUUUUUUUAAAUUGUAUAAAAAAAAUCUUUCUCCAAAAUCCAGAUAAUUUUCGAGAACUUUGCUAAAAAAAAAAGUAAAACUUUAUUUCCCACAAUGCAUUUUGUAGAUCAUUACUUUUGCAGGUGAAAGUAUAAUUUUUAAAUUCAGAAAAAAUAAAUAGAACUUUAUUCGUUGAUUAGUGAAUUUUUCGAUUUAAUUUUUUUUUUUUUUUUUUUUUUUU
Leptopilina boulardi is the source of this 10041-nucleotide messenger RNA. It is a transcript of the gene Dlg5, whose product is annotated as disks large homolog 5. The transcript has 13 exons. Gene Ontology annotation, molecular function: protein binding. Bases 302 to 5923 code for a protein of 1873 amino acids. Lineage: Eukaryota; Metazoa; Arthropoda; Insecta; Hymenoptera; Figitidae. The record is from RefSeq and is a predicted model, not a curated record.